Messenger RNA from Prunus mume (Japanese apricot), 948 nucleotides. The record is from RefSeq and is a predicted model, not a curated record. NCBI's taxonomy places the organism in Eukaryota, Viridiplantae, Streptophyta, Magnoliopsida, Rosales, Rosaceae.
AUGAAGAUUGAACAUGUGGCAAGUAUAAGUUAUAACCAAAUCUUCGUCUUUGCUUUGUGUUCAAGCCUUCUCAUUAUCACAACCCAAAGCCAUGGCCAUUCUGAGUUGUCAAAAAGACAUGCACCUCUUUUCAUACUUGGGGAUUCAGUCUUUGAGGCUGGAAAUAGUAACUACUUUAACUCUACAGCCCGGGCAAAUUAUAAUCCAUAUGUUGAAACAUACUUUAAGUACCCAACUGGGAGAUUUUCUGAUGGUCGUCAAAUUCCAGAUUUUAUUGCUCAGUAUGCGAAGUUGCCAUUGAUUCCACCAUAUCUACAGCCCGAGAAUCAUGAAUUUUCAUAUGGUGUCAACUUUGCAUCUGCAGGAUCUGGGGCUUUGGAUGGAACUCGCCUAGGCUCGGUGAUAAGCCUUAAAACUCAGCUGUCAAAUUUCGAGAUCGUCAGGAUGUCGUUGAGGAAGAAACUAGGCGAUGAAGAAGCCAAAUCUCUGCUAUCAAGAGCUGUUUACUUUUUUAAUACUGGAAGCAACGAUUACCUUUUCGCAUUCGACACAGACCCAACUGUGCUCGGAUCCUACUCUCAACAGGAAUAUGUAGACCUGGUGAGAGGCAACAUGACCGCAGUGGUUAGGGAAUUCUAUAAGAGAGGAGGAAGAAAUUUUGCGUUGCUUGACCUCUGGCCUAAUGAGUUUCUGACAAAAAGAAUGAACAACCCUUCUAAAUAUGGUUUCGUGGAAGGAAAGGUGGCAUGCUGUGGAAGAGGUCCAUAUGGAGGAAUUUUUAACUGUGGAGGAAUGAAGAUUUCCAAAAUGUAUAAUUUAUGCAAGAAUGUUAGUGAAUAUGUCUUCUUUGAUUCUUCUCAUCCAACCGAGAGGGUCUAUGAACAGUUUGCCAAGAAAAUAUGGAGUGGAAAUUCCAUCACUGCGCUUUACUAUUUGAAAAUUAGCUAA